AUGGAGAUGCGAGCAGACUGCACAUCUCCAAAGAAGCCAGCUAGCCGCUGUUUUCGGCCACUUGCCCUGGCGCCCGUCUUCGAACGAGAGUCCUUUCCGCAUGAGGCCUUGCGCUCCCAUCCAGAAUCCAAAAGACGCCGCCCCGUAAGUAAUGAGAAGACACCGCUCAGCUCAUGGCAGUACGUCGACCACCGGCAGCAGCGGGUGGAGGACAUGGAGCACGAUCUGGAGCGGGUACGAAGCCGUCUUGUCGACAUUGAGAACAGCCUCGGCUUUCUGAAGCAGGAAUGCUACCACGAAGAGAGGGAGGGCCACCGCCUGCAGCGGGAGCUCGAGGAAGAGGUGCGGCUGAUGGACUCACAAUUGGAGAGGUUUCGACGCGAUGACACCACCCUGGCAAAGCACUGGGAGGCUCAGAGGUUCCGCGCGGACCAGGCCUGGGACAGCUCUCACAGCUUUGCUCCAUCAUCUGGGCGCUAG
Messenger RNA from Symbiodinium natans, 480 nucleotides. NCBI's taxonomy places the organism in Eukaryota, Dinophyceae, Suessiales, Symbiodiniaceae. The record is from the annotation of a GenBank genome assembly.